This is a messenger RNA of Tetrahymena thermophila SB210, 2703 nucleotides long. RefSeq names its product protein phosphatase 2C containing protein. Gene Ontology annotation, molecular function: cation binding; protein serine/threonine phosphatase activity. The transcript has 2 exons. NCBI's taxonomy places the organism in Eukaryota, Ciliophora, Oligohymenophorea, Hymenostomatida, Tetrahymenidae. The record is from RefSeq and is a predicted model, not a curated record. Gene Ontology annotation, biological process: protein dephosphorylation.
AUGAAUAAUCAUCCAAUUAAGGCGUUUCCGCUAUAGUAGCAUUUAGGAAAUAAUGGUAGUAAGCGUGUACCUUCUCCAGGAACGAUUAAUCAAUACCAAAGCAAUAGAUAAGCUGACACAAAUAAAAAAGCCAUGAAUCAUUUAUUUAUUGACAACUUUGCUUUGAACGAUGAUAACUCUCAAAUGAGGCGCUCAAAAAGUUCAGGUAUUUUAAGAAAGCAGGAAUAAAAUGGUAAUGGAAUUGCAUAAAAUAUAUCCACAAAAAAUAAAAUCGGUGAUAAUAGAGGUACUUCAUCAUCUACUAAAAACCCUUAAGAUUCCAUUUUAAGUAGCUUAUAAAAUAUACUCAAUAAUUAAACUCCUUUAACUAAAAAUGCAAAUACUCCAGGCAGUAGUCAUAAGCGUACUCAAAGCACUAGUUUAGCUAAUAGUCAAUUAGUGGUUAAAUCAACAAAAAAUAACUAGCUAGGAAACUUUAACUAGUAUGCUUCCGAUUAAAACCUCACUAAGUCCUAGAUUGUCCUUUCUUAAAAUGGCUCUAACUCUGUUCUUAACAAAUCUAUCAAUAAACAAUAGCAGUAGCAACAAGAUUAUACUUAAGAAUAUAACAAUUUAAAGUCCCUCUCUGCAAAAAAUAUUUACAAACCCUCUACCAUUAAUCAAAAUCGCUACACCUCAUUAAACAGUUAAAACAAAAAUGGAGUAAAAGGAUAUACAACUAUUUAAAACAGAAUGGAGUCUAAUGAAAAACUUCCUAAAUUAGAAUCUCUAAUCUAAUAGCAAUAGUAAUAAAUGCAGCCAAUGCUUCAAAUUCCUUUGGGAUAAUAGAACAAUUUACAUGUUAACAAUUCAAUUAACAAGGGAUAAUCAAAGGAUCAACUAAAAUCUAAACUCUAAAAUGAUCUAUUUAAAGAUAAUGAUUCCAGCAACUUACUCAAUUCUCUUGUAUCUAACAAAAAUGUUAAAUAAUAAAAUAAUAACACUCUAUAAAAUAGCGGCUUAUUCUCUUAAGGACCUAAAAUCAACAUAAACCUCUAAAUUAAGAAUUUGAACAUAAUUUCCCCUACUGGAUUGCGUAAUAAUAACUAAGCUUCAACUAACGACAACACACCAAAUAACUACUAACAAGAUGACAGCAACUUAUAUGACGAAAACUUAGAGUCUUCAAAAUAGACAGGAAAUAUUAAUAGAUUAUAACAUAGUCGCAAUCCUACAUAAGUAAUUAAUUUGUAAUAAGGAUAGAAUAGACUAAUUGCAGGAGGUAUCAAGUAAAACUAGAGUACUCCCAAUAUAUUUUUAAACAGUAAUCAAUCUCAGUCAAAUUAAAAUAAAGUUAUUAGUGGAAAUGGUAACAACGCCCUAGUUAAUGGAUACAGUGGAUAUCAACAAACUGUUUCUAAAAAUUAACUUUAAAAUCAAUCAGAAUCCCGCUAAUCGUCUCGUCGUGCUAGAUCUAGCUCUAAAGAUAAAAAUGACUCCUUUUAACAAAUGCCUAAAAGUAGCAAAUCCAACUAAAAUCCAGUAGAUUUUUUGGGAAAAUAUGCUAACCCAUUCGGAAAAACAAAUACAAACAUGACUUAAUAAGCAAAACCUUAAUCAUAAUCUAUUGAUGCAUAAAGAAGAAGCAGUAAGAAAGCUGCUAAUAGUACUUUUAACGACUCAAAGUAAUCUUCACAGCCUAUUCGCAAAAAUUCUUCUCAUCUCCCUAAUUAAAAUUAAUUAAAUGGCAAUCAGACUUUAGAAGUCAGCUAAAUUAAAUAAAAUCCUCAAAUUACCCCUAAAAAUUUCAUAAGCAGCUAUGCUGUCCGCUCAAAGCCUGGUGCUCUUCCUGGUAAGCCUGUUAAAACUAAUCAGGACAGCUAUAUUAUUACUAACAAUUUUUGCAAGUAAAAAUCAAAAUAUUUCUUUAGUGUCUGCGAUGGCCAUGGUAUAAACGGACACCAUGCAUCUCAAUAUGUUAAAAAAGUUCUUGGACCAAAUAUAGAAUUCUUUAUGAAAUAAUUCUGCAAGGAAGAAUUUUACCAAUUAGAAUCUAACCAGAACCCUAUUGAAAAUGUUUCUGCUAUUACCUAAGCAUUGACUUCAGGGUAUUUAAAAACAGCUGCAGGGUUACUGGAUAGCGGAAUAGAUAUAACAUUCAGUGGAUCAACAUGUGUAGGAGUUUAUGUUACUGCUGAAAGAUAUUGGUGUGCCAAUAUUGGAGACUCUAGAGCUGUUAUAGCAAGAUAAGAUCCAAUCACAAAUUAAUGGACUAAUUAACCUCUUUCAAUUGACCAUAAACCUGACCUCCCUUCUGAAUACAACAGAAUUCUUUCUUCAGGAGGAAGAGUUGAACCAUUUAAAGAUAUGGAAGGCAAACCAGUUGGACCCGCUCGUGUGUGGAUGAGAACAGAAAAUAUUCCAGGUCUUGCUAUGGCUCGUUCAUUUGGUGAUUAUGUUGCAAGCCAAGUCGGAGUUAUUCCUGAACCUGAAAUUUUGCAUUAUGAUAUUUCUCCUAAUGAUAAAUUCCUUGUAGUUGCAAGUGAUGGUAUUUGGGAGUUUUUAAGCAACGAAGAGGUUGUUAGUAUGAUAACUCCAUUCUACUACAAAAAUGAUCCUGAAGGAGCAUGUGAAAAAUUGGUAAAAGAAGCCACAUUAGCUUGGAAGAGAGAAGAUGAAGUUAUUGAUGAUAUUACAAUCAUAGUAGUUUUUUUAAAUAAAUGA